AUGAUUUACAUUAAUUAUUAUUUUAUAUUUAUCUUUUUUUUAUUAAAUAUUUUAUCAAAUGCCAAAAAUAAUAAUACUGUAAAGGUGAAACGAGUAGUUCAUACACCAAAAUUUGAUGUUUAUAAUCCAUUCUUCAAUUUUAAUUUAACUCUUGCUUUACAAGAUCUUUUUCUUGGAAUUCUUAUUAAUACAGGAGCAGAAAAAGUAACAUAUAUGAAACAAAUUAAACAAUGGAAUGGACCUAUUGGUGUAGGAAUUAAUAUGCUUAAUGAAGAUAUUAUAUCAAGUACAUCACAUUGUAUUUAUUGUAAUUUGAAAAGUGUUAAUAAUUUAAACAAUCGACUUGCAGCAUAUUUUUUUUAUAAAUAUUCAAAGAUAAAAAAUUUUCAAAGUAAAGUAAAAAAGUUUUUUAAUAAUAUAGAUUGUAAAAAUAAGAAAACUCUUUAUAUAGCUUGUAAAAAAAGUCAAUUAAAAAUAAAAAACAAAAGCAAUAGUUUACUUAAUUAUCCACAAAAUGCUAUGAAAAAUAAGAUUAAAAAACUUAGUCAAAGUAGUUAUACUAUAUUCCUUGAACCUGGUCAAUAUUUUAGUGAUUUCUUUGAACGCAAAGUACGUUAUCUUGCUGAAGAGCAUCUAACAAAUAACAAAAAAAAUGUUCUUAUUAUAAGAAAUUUUGAAAUAUUAACUUCAUCAAAAAUUCGUCCUAACAAUAAAAAAGUACUAGAACAAUUAAUUAAAAAUGAUACUGCAUUUGAAAUUGAUCAAAAUGAUUUCAUAGUAACUCAUCAAACUCCAAAAUUACGUCAAUGGUUUGAAACAAAUGAUUCAUUUAUUGGUUCACUUCAAUUUGAAAAAUCUUAUGAUAAUAUUUAUUGGGAUCCAAUAGUUGUCCUUCCAAAAAUUGCCCCUCCUUUUGAUGAAGAAUUCCCAUAUCCUUUUGAUACAGAUACACAACAUAAACGUGAAUUAUGUAGAGCAAAUUUUCGCUUCCUUGUUGUAAAUGAUGUAUUUGUUUACCAAUAUGCAAAUACAAAACUUGAAAAUAAAUUACAUUCUAAUUCAAAUGAAUCAUUACUUUUAAGACAAAAAAUGUUUAUAGCACAGAAAAAAUUCAACAAUCGUAUGAAUAAAUUAUAUCCCGAAACAAAGAAUACUUGUUUUACUUAA
Messenger RNA from Strongyloides ratti, 1167 nucleotides. Its product is annotated as N-acetyllactosaminide beta-1,3-N-acetylglucosaminyltransferase. NCBI's taxonomy places the organism in Eukaryota, Metazoa, Nematoda, Chromadorea, Rhabditida, Strongyloididae. The record is from RefSeq and is a predicted model, not a curated record. The coding region runs from base 1 to 1167 and encodes 388 amino acids. The transcript has 3 exons.